UGGAAAGUCGCGACUCGCAUAUGCAUGCAUCUUCAAAUCAAUUUCAGGGCGGUAGCUACUGUAGCUAGGCUAGGGCGUUGCAGGGAGCACCAGCUGCAAUCGUGAAGCUCCCCUUUUGGAAGCAUUCCUUUGGGUAGCUGAAUCCUUUCUCUUAGUCGAGCCUUAUCAGUGAGCUGCACGCAUAUUCUACUCAAAUUCCCCAACAACGCUCGAAUGGCGCUCUUUCGAAUCGCUCUCCUUUUGGGCCUCCUCGCAGUCGCCGCCACUGGCGCCUGCCUCCACCUACUUCCACCUGGCACCAUUUCUUGGAGCACGCUUGAGUUCCCCCGCAACACGAUAUCCAUGAUGCUUCACUAUGCGGCCGCAAAGUACGGACACCUUCGGACCACCGGACAGGUGGGGGACGGACGAGAAGCGUCCGUUUUGGCUCAUGUGCAGAAGACAGUGCCGGCAGGGAAUGCAGAAUCGGUGCUGAAAGCAAUUGACGAGCUGGCUUGGGGCGGCACAUUUCUGAUGAAUGUGGGGCCCGAAAAGGGACUGAUUCUCGAUGAGGUCAUCAGAAGCAACAAGCCCUGCAUGGUGCUGGAGAUUGGAAGUUACGUCGGUUACUCGGCGGUUAGGAUCGGGUCACAGCUCGCGCCUGGUUGCAAAUUGUACUCCAUCGAGUUCAAUGCAGAUAACGCUGAGGUGGCACGGGGGGUGGUCAAGCACGCGGGUUUAGAUCAAACUGUGGAGGUUAUCACGGGCACCCUGCAGUCAGUGACUGAGGUGCUGCACAAGGAGAAAGGCGUUUCGACCUUCGAUUUGGUCUUCCUCGACCACUUCAAGAAGUACUACUUGGGCGACCUCAAACUUCUGCUACAUGAAGAAUUUCUCAAAACAGGCUCCAUCGUUGUUGCGGAUAAUGUGGGUUAUCCCGGAGUCCCUGAUUAUCUCGAGUACAUGGAGAAGACGUCGGACUUUGAGACCGCCAGACACGAAACGAAGCUUGAAUACAGCAAGACAGUGCCUGACCUUAUGCUCGUGUCCUCUUACAAGCCUCAAAGCUUGGGGCAUCGGACAUCAUAAGGACCGUUGAACGUCUUUACUUCAACAUUGAGUUGGAUUGUAAUGUUACCUUCAAAGCUAUUAGAGCAACUUGGCACGCGAGGGACACGGAUCCCGAAGCUGCAACCUUUACAACUCGCCAUGUCGAGUGCCCGCUCUGUUUCGUGUCCAAUCGCUGCA
This is a messenger RNA of Klebsormidium nitens, 1227 nucleotides long. The record is from the annotation of a GenBank genome assembly. NCBI's taxonomy places the organism in Eukaryota, Viridiplantae, Streptophyta, Klebsormidiophyceae, Klebsormidiales, Klebsormidiaceae.